GCCCGGUUCCCUCUCUUCUCCUUCAUCAUCCUCCACCUCCUCCUCACAUUCACCCUCCUCAUCGAGCUGAACACCGGCCAAUGCUUCACACCAGCGCUGCCCUGGGUGUCUGUCCCAUGCGUGGGGAGCACAUGCACAGUGAGGGCUUCACCGCAGAGGAAGAGUGGAACCGUUGCUUCGUCUUUAUUUGGUUCUUUCACACUUCGGCCGAGUGGCUCUGAUUUCAGCUAAGAUCCCAGCUCGCAUCGUUUUGUCACGGAGAACUAAGAGGCAACAGAGUGGAGAUAUGAACGAGUCGCUGGUGGUGAAUGACUCCUCUGCGACUCCAGGGGCCGGGGAAUCUCUCUCCUGGAUGGAGGCUGACUCUCCAGAGCACAACGGCAGCCUGGAGUUCUCCACCGCCCCUUUUGAUUUCCCCAUCAACCCAUGGGACAUCAUGCUCUGCUUGUCAGGCACCGUCAUCGCCUGCGAGAACGCCAUAGUUGUAGCCAUCAUCUUCUACACGCCGACGUUGAGGACUCCCAUGUUUGUUCUGAUCGGGAGCCUGGCCACAGCAGACCUCCUGGCUGGCAUGGGAUUAAUCCUGAACUUUGUGUUUCAGUACGUGAUCUCCUCUGAGACUAUCAGCCUUAUCACUGUAGGCUUCCUGGUGGCCUCCUUCACGGCCUCCAUCAGCAGCCUAUUGGCCAUAACAGUGGACCGUUACUUCUCCCUCUACAACGCCCUGACAUACUUCUCAGAAAAGACGCUACAGUACGUGCACCUGAUGCUGCUGGGGACCUGGGGGGUGUCCCUGUUCCUGGGCCUGCUGCCGGUGCUCGGCUGGAACUGCCUGGAUGAGCCGGACUCCUGCAGCAUCGUCCGCCCUCUGACCCGGAGCAACCUCACCCUCCUGGCCACUUCCUUUUUCGUAAUAUUCGUGCUCAUGCUCACGCUCUACUUCAAGAUCUGCAAGAUCGUGUGCCACCACGCCCACCAGAUCGCCCUCCAGCAGCACUUUUUCGCCACGUCACAUUAUGUCGCCACUAAGAAGGGCGUCUCCACUCUGGCUAUCAUCUUGGGGACUUUUGGCGCCAGCUGGCUUCCCUUCGCCAUCUACUGCCUGGUGGGCGAGAAGGAGUAUCCCUCAGUGUACACCUACGCUACACUGCUGCCGGCCACCUACAACUCCAUGAUCAACCCCAUCAUUUAUGCCUACAGAAAUGCAGAGAUCCAGCGCUCCAUCUAUAUGCUCCUCUGUGGCUGCUUUCAGGCCAAAGGAUCCUACCGGUCCAGGUCGCCUAGUGAGGUCUGAGUAGGUGUUAGGGCUCUGUGUGUGUGUGUGUGUGUGUGUGUGUGAGAGAG
Hippoglossus stenolepis (Pacific halibut) is the source of this 1344-nucleotide messenger RNA. Its product is annotated as G-protein coupled receptor 6. The coding region runs from base 287 to 1294 and encodes 335 amino acids. NCBI's taxonomy places the organism in Eukaryota, Metazoa, Chordata, Actinopteri, Pleuronectiformes, Pleuronectidae. Gene Ontology annotation, biological process: G protein-coupled receptor signaling pathway. Gene Ontology annotation, molecular function: sphingosine-1-phosphate receptor activity. The transcript has 2 exons. Gene Ontology annotation, cellular component: membrane. The record is from RefSeq and is a predicted model, not a curated record.